CCCGGUCCUCUCCACUGAACUCCAACCCCCGCGCUCUCUAUCAGCAUCUCAUUCCUGUCUCAAUAUGUCUCAAGAUGGCGGCCAAUGCAGGAUCGAUGUUUCAAUAUUGGAAGCGCUUUGACUUACAACAACUACAGAAAGAACUAGAUGCCACCGCCACACAGCUUGCCAACAGACAGGAUGAGAGCGAACAGUCAAGAAAGAAACUAAUCGACCUGAGCCGGGAAUUUAAGAAGACGACUCCAGAGGAUUUACGGAAACAGGUCGCCCCCCUACUAAAGAGCUUCCAAGGAGAGAUUGACGCCUUGAGUAAAAGAAGUAAAGAAGCAGAGGCCGCCUUCUUGAACGUGUACAAGAAAAUAAUUGAUGUCCCAGACCCUGUACCUGUGCUGGAGCUGGCUCAGCAGCUGCAGCUGAAGCUCCAGAGGAUGCACGACAUUGAGACAGAGAACACCAAGCUGCGAGAGACACUGGAGGACUACAACAAAGAGUUUGCAGAAGUUAAAAACCAAGAGGUUACCAUCAAGGCCUUGAAGGAGAAGAUCCGUGAAUACGAGCAGACUCUGAAGAACCAAGCUGAGAACCUGGCCCAGGAGAAGCAGCUCCAGCUACAUAACGACUAUGCAGAGAAGGAGAGGAAACUCCAGGAGAGUCAGGACUCCAUGUCUUCAAGGUUGAAAGAGGCUGAACAGAAGGCCCAGUCCCUGCAGACAGCACUUGAAGCAACUCAGGCGGAGCUCUUUGAUUUGAAGACAAAGUAUGACGAGGAAUCCACAGCAAAGGCUGACGAGAUAGAGAUGGUGAUGACAGACUUGGAAAGAGCCAAUCAGCGAGCAGAAGUGGCAGAGAGAGAGGCGGAGGUGCUCAGAGAGCAGCUGUCAUCAACUAACCAAUCCCAACAGCUCAGCAGUCCCACCAAGGCCGACCCUGACUCGGAUCAGGCACCAGAGGUGGCAUCGCACUCCAACCUGGAGGCGGAGCUGAGGGCCAAAGAAAGGGAGACCGCCCAGCUGGUGGAGGAUGUCCAGAGACUGCAGGCCAGCCUGACCAAACUCCGAGAGACCACCAGCUCCCAGAUCUCCCAGCUGGAGCAGCAGCUUAGCAGCAAGUCUGCAGUUCUGAAGGAACUGGAAGAGAAAUUGGAAAAGCAAGCCGACUAUGAGGAGGUCAAGAAAGAGCUAAGUAUCCUCAAGACCAUGGAGUUUGGAACCGAUUCAGUGCAGGAUUCUUCCAAACCACUGGAAGUGCUGCUGCUGGAGAAGAAUCGGACUCUUCAAUCAGAGAGCGCCGCUCUGCGCAUCGCCAACACUGAGCUGAGCGGGUCAGCCGGGAGAAAAGGGUCAGAAGAGUCCACAGCAAAGGAGGACGCCGUCAACAGCGAGCCUUCUUCCUCACCACCUCCUCCACCUCCCUCUCUCCCCUCCUCCUCUCAGCACCCAUUAUCUCGUACUCACAUAGACCCUCUGAACACUGCCACCACCAGCAGCGAGACUCAACCCUUCACUCCUACGGGCAUUGGACAAGAGCUCUACUCCCCCAUGUUCCCCCUGGUUGGCAGUAAGAUGGCUCUGAACUCCCUCAUUCAGCGACAGCUGCUCCAGACGUUCUACUCCAAAGCCUUGCAGGACUCCUCCGGGAUCCACAGUGGCGCUCUGCUGUUUACCCCCUUCACUCCGGCCCUCAGCUCCAUCCCUACCUCCACCCCUGGCUCAGGGUCCGCCGCCAUUCCCCUGGCAGCCAGCAGUCCCCAGCCCCCUCCGGCCAGUCCCGAUAUGGCUCCGGUCAACGGGAGCAGCACUGCGGGCAGCGCACCCUCCCCGUCGCCCAGCCACUCUGACGCCACCACGGGCAGCGUCCUAGACGGGGAGGACAUGGACACAGCAGAGAUUGCCCGGCAGGUGAAAGAGCAGCUGAUCAAGCACAACAUCGGCCAGCGGGUGUUUGGUCACUACGUGCUAGGACUGUCUCAGGGUUCAGUCAGCGAGAUCCUGGCCAGACCCAAGCCCUGGAACAAGCUGACCAUCCGGGGGAAGGAGCCCUUCCAUAAGAUGAGGCAGUUCCUCGCUGAUGAGCAGAACAUCCUGGCGCUGCGGAGCAUUCAGGGACGACAGAGAGAGGGCUCAGGCCAGCCCCAGCUUAGCCGAGUGUUUCAGGACGCUCCGAAGCGGAGAGCCCACUCCGAUACACCUUCACACACAGGUAACAUCACCUCUCGCGUCCGCACCCCAGAGGCAGGCUCGGAUGAAGCCAUCAAGUCCAUCCUGGAACAGGCCAAAAGAGAGCUGCAGGUGCAGAAAGCCGACUUGUCCCACGCUCAGCCAUCUUACACGGGACUUAAAGGAGGGGGUGGAGGAGGUAUAGGGAGCGGAGGGGGCAGCGGUUCAGACGAAGCCAUCCGCUCCAUCUUGGAGCAGGCACGUAGGGAGAUGGAGGCUCAACAGGCUGCUUUGGAGCCCAUCCUCAAAGCUUCGUCUGCGUCUUCCUCCUCUGCUUCUCUGUCUCAGAGGGACAUCCUGGGCUCUUCUCUUACUGCCCCACUCCCACCUUACAACUCACUAGCUCUCUCCCUCAAGAAACCGCCAAGCUCCCACUUGUCCUCGCCUCCUUCCCCAUCUCCAGUACUGGACUUCAGCUCCGGUGGGAAGAGAGACGGCAGAGCUUCCUCAGGUAUCGACAUGUCGGCUGAUGGAGGGUUCAGGUUGAGCCGCCCCUCUGAGGGUUCUGCUCGCCCCGGAAGCGCUAUAGGAGGGGGUUACUGGAGAGAGCAGUGGUGGAGCAACAUGCACUCCGACCACCGGCGGAGCUUAUCCAGCCAGGUGGGCGAGGAAAACCACAACCAGGAGGACUCCAAAGAGGGAAUACUGAGCGACAGUUUAACUCGACACAAACCUUGGAACAAGUUGAACCAGAGGAGCCGAGAGCCAUCAUACCUCCGUAUGCAGACGUGGCUCAACGGGGACCAGGGGCAAAACGCACACAUCCAGCAAGCUCAAAACCAAGCAGAGGGCACUCCCAAGACAUCAGCAAGCUGCAGCCCCGCUCCCGAAUCCCCGCUCAGCUCUGCAGAGGAGUCUGUUAACGGUCUCGCCGGGGAUCCCCUCGCCUCGCAGUCCUCCAGCCUCAAGCCUCAGUCUGAGGAUCCCUCAGGUGGGGAGUCUCAGCCGGGCACCCCGCUGCCCCUACCGGGUCACUCCAGUCUCAGCAUCCAGGAGAUGGUAGCAAUGUCUCCUGAGCUUGAUACGUACGCCAUCACCAAAAAGGUUAAGGAGGUGCUAACUGAUAAUAACCUUGGUCAGCGACUGUUUGGGGAGACCAUCCUGGGUCUGACUCAGGGUUCUGUCUCAGACCUGCUGGCCAGGCCUAAACCCUGGCACAAGCUGAGCCUGAAGGGAAGGGAGCCCUUUGUCCGGAUGCAGCUUUGGCUCCAGGACCCACACAGUGUGGAGAAACUCAUGGACAUGAAACGCCUAGAGAAGAAAGCUUACAUGAAAAGGCGGCUGAGCUCCCUGAGCGACGGCCAUUCUGUGGACGGAGUUUUGUCGGGGCCCGAUUACAUGCAGGGCUCCCAGAGCCCGGGGGGCCAGCAGCAGCUGAAGAAGCCCAGGGUGGUCUUAGGCCCCGAGGAGAAGGAGGCCUUAAAGAAGGCAUAUCAGCAGAAGCCCUACCCUUCCCCUAAAACCAUUGAGGAGCUGGCCUCCCAGCUCAACCUGAAGACCAGCACGGUCAUCAACUGGUUUCAUAAUUACAGGUCACGCAUCCGAAGGGAGCUUUUCAUAGAGGAGAUCCAGGCAGCUGGAGGGAUGGGGCCUGGGAGUGAGGGGGGAUCUCCUUCUCUCCGUGGGUCCAAAUCAGGAGAAGGGGACAGCUGUGACGGGACAGAGUCUGAGGGCACGGUUGAUACCCGCCAGGGACUGGGCAUGGAGGAUCACAGAGGGGCAUGCAAAGACCAAGGCAUGGAGGUAGAGUCUGAGGCAGGCGGCUCUAAUAACUCCCCCUCACAGUUAGACUGCACCACCUCAGGCUUAGCUGGGCCGGGCUCCAGCUGUGGACAAACUGGACUGGGCAUCUUCAGCCUCACAGAGGCUUCCUCCACUAGCUCUGCCUCGAGUACAAACAUCCCAGCCUCUGGCUCGGCCAGAAACCCCAGGGACAACAAUCUGCGCAAGAAGAAGGCAGCCAAUCUCAAUAACAUCAUCCACAGGCUGGAGAAGGCUGCCAGUAAAGAGGACCCCUCAGAGUGGGAGUUCUAGCUCCCUCUGACCCCCUCCCUCAUCCUUAUCGUCUCAUAACCUCACGACCUCUAACCUUGGACCCCUCCUGCUCAGUUUCAGUCGGAGAGUGGACACAGCCAAAGUCAAGCUCAGCAGCCAUUUUUAUUGCAUAGAAGCUUUCCAAAAAAAAAAAAAAGGAAAGAAACAAAGAGUGGUUGGCAAAACCCUUAAGAAGAAGAUUUUACUGAGUACGUAGAAGAACAAAAUAAGAGAUUUGUCUCUCCUGUUUUUUUGUUUUUUUUUAAACUGAGUUUUGUUUUUGUACUGAGAAAAAGCACUUAACCGUCCUGCUGGCCUCUGGCCCUGCUGUACCUCCCCUUAUCACCAGCCACUGGUGCACCAGACUGGUUAGCCCUGAGCUGGGGUCUGACCUGCAGCUGGGGUUCGAACCUGAACUCAGUAUCACAGGCAAGGCCUGACACAGCAGCUGUCACAGUGAUAGACACUGAUAGAGACAGAAACUCUCUUACAAGAACUCUCACUUUCUUAAAGGAGAUUUUUUUUUCCUCUCUUCUUCUCACCUCCCAAGUGUCCACAAACCUCCCCUCACUCAGUGAGACGCCUCAUUUUUUUCACACUGUAGAGUGACUGUUACAAACCCUUUGCCUUUUUCACUCACUGCGUGUGUGUUUGUACGUUAGGGGGUUGUGUCUGCGUGCACCUGUGCGUGUGUUUUAUGUGUGCGUGAGUGCGUAUACACCUAAAUGUGGUGCGUGUUCUUUUUCUCGGCAGCAGCAUGUUUUUAAGUCGCUCCUACACUCUUCGGAGGGUAGAGGAAAGCCUGCUGGCUGAGCUGCCAUGGUUACUGAAAUAAGACGGAUGAACUUUGACCUGUUCUGUCCCAUAUCCUGUCCUGCUGACAGCCAUGUGAUGGCCAGAAGGAUCAUUUUGAAUUCCUCUCAAACAUAGACGCUCAUCUGAAGAGGAAGGAAGGAAGGAAGCACCUUUUCUAUCUGCCUUCUUUUGACCCUUCUCUUCAGGAUGAAGGAUGAUCUGUUUUUGAUACUGCAAUUUGGUUGCCAAUAAGAGAUUGCACAGUCUAUCGACUCUAAAGAGUACAAAAUAGGGAAUUUUACCGAACAUUUUUUUUAAAUUAGUACAAAACGACAGAAAAGAAGACAGUUAAGGAGUUUCUGUUAGAAUAAAAGCUAAACGGAUUAGAGUGGAAUAAUGUUGCGUUUUUUUGGGUUGUUUUAUUUUUAGAUAAAACACAAUGAAUCCAUGUAGUACUGUAGCUGUCUCACAUGGUGUUGCUCUACGUGUGUCUCUUGUUUUCUUGGGUUGUACACGUCACAGCUGUGCAUCACUACCGAAAAGAAACUCUCUGGUCACAAACCUGUUUUUAUAGGCCAAAUCAGGAAGAGUGUGUGCGUAGGUGUGAGUGUGUGUGUAUUUUUGUGUGCAUUUAUACUUGCCUGCAUGUAAGUCAGGGUUGAGGUCAAUUCACACAGUAAAGUUUAAAAAGUAUAUUAUAAUCCUUGACUGAAAAAAGGAGGAUUGGAGCACAUUUUAAGUGCUGAACUCCAUUAUCUUGUUCUUUUUGCAGUUUUUAUUUUUUUGUCAAAGUGAGUUCAUCCCAACCCCUCCCCCUUCCUGUUUGUGAGUAGUCGCCCCCUCCCUGUUUUCUUCAGUCUAUCCUGUAUCCAGGGAUAAAUGUCUUUUUUUUUUGCAUUGAAUUCUACUGUAAACACUACAAACUUUAAGGCAUAUCACUCCCCCUCCCCGUCCUACACAAGCCCUCAGUGCCUGUCAGCCCACUGCCUCCCCCCCUUUGUGUGUGUGUGUGUUUAUGUGCGCGCGCACGGACACAUGCGUGCUCGUUUGCGAGCGACAGAGGAGCGUUUUUUUCAAAUGAGUGGGGUCAUAUUUCGUAUAUCUACUUGCACACACUACUAGUGCACAACUGACACCCUUCUUUAAGCUGUUUGAUGCGUUACCAUUGCAUUAAUCUUCUCACAAAGUAGUGUAAUACUAUGAUUUACUGUAGCUUGGUUUUAUUGCUAUUUUUGCAUUUAUAGUUUGGUUUUUAUUCUGCUUAUUUAUAGGUGCUGUAUUUUUUUUUCCAUUUAAUGUCUUAUCAUAUGAGUUGUCUAUUUUUUAAGGGAUUAUACUGUUCCUGAGGGCAAGUAACAUUUUUAUUAUUAGACGUAUAGACUGCCGGCAGUAUUGGUUAAUAUUUACAAAGAUGUACUAGUUCUCAUUUGUUUGUAUAUUCAUGAAUCCUAAAGUUUAGUGUCAUUUCAAUAGCUUUGGAAAUGUGUUUGCUUCACUUCAUGCUCCCAUAAGCAUAAAAGCUCUUACCACAACUGUUAUGCUCUUAAACUGCUAGCUAGAGAAUCAAAGGACAUAUCAAGAUCACUGAAUAUAUGUUAGUCUGUUUAUCUUCUAUUCUGGGGUAAUGAUAUUUUUAUUUUUGUUUUGUUUUUUUUCCUUGGGCAAGCCCAACACUAACACUCAGCAGAGCACACAACUUCGCCCAUUUAUAGACCAUGUGAACGUGAUCAACUGGUCCGCAUUUGUACUCAAACAAAAAAAAAAAAAAGGUCAAAUGAAAUAAUCUAAACUUGAGAAGCACGCUCACUUGAAAGAGGUCAUAUCUGCCAAAUUGAGAUUAGAGAAGCGUACCAGCCAGCAGGACGUGCUGCGCCAUAUCGAGCAGAGAUAGCCAGCCUAUGAUUAUGCAGAAUUUCUAUUGCAGUUAGCAAACAAAGCACUUAUGAGGAUUUCUUGGUGACUUAAACCUCGGACAGGGUCUGUAAACACUACGACGGAGUACCAUCCCAGGAAUCCUGGGAAGUGUUUGCCUUUUUUUUUUUUUAACCAGUGGUUGUGAACCAAGCACAGACUCUCAUCCGAAUCUGAACACUAAAAAUAACUAGGUGGCCGUGCCCAUGUCCAACACGAUAAACUAUAAUCCUGUCCAAACUACAGAUGACUCUGACACAAUAAGCUGUUGUCCUGUACAGUUGUAGAUAUUAUAACUAAGCACCUGUUUUGGUCUCCGUACUUGCCCCCCCCUCACCCAACCUCCCUCCUGACUGGUUCAUCCAGAUUUCCUGUUAGCCAACAAGGUCUUUGCACUGAUGCUGGGAUUGGAUUUUCUAGAAUGGGUGCAUCUUGGUGGUUCAUUAAAGUAAAUCACACAUUGUGAUAUAUUUAAUGUGUUGAUUUUAGAAAAUGAUUUGAACUUACAGUCAAUGAAAACCUACAAUUCAGUUUCUCAGUACAUUAAAACAAAGCUUUAGACUUAAAAGAUAUAUUUAAUUACAAAAAGUGAUAACUGGAAUGUUUAUGUACUUUCCUCUGUAUGUUUUAUGUUUGAAUUACUGCCUCGGUGUGGCAGGAAAAGGAAGAGAUUCGUUCAGUUUUGUUGAAGUCUUCCAGGUUCCUUUAUCGCAGGUCUGGGGUCUUCAUCUUGACAAUAGCUAUGGGCGCAAAUAAUCGGCUGGAAGGCCUGAUCAGAUCGAAAAGUUAUUAUAUAAACAUGUCAGACUGAAGGAUUUAAUCCGACUGGGAAAAAAUGUCAUUCUGAAAAAGAGGGAUUUUCCUCGGGUCGCCAUUUCGAUCGGGAUCCGUUUACACACCCAUUCAGAUCAUUGGCGUAAAAUAAACACUCAGCGUAUGUGCCUGACGUUUUUUCAUAAAUUUGACAGUUUUGUGCCUGUUUAAAUGAUUUAAUCUGCUCGAACCCUUGGUACGUGUAUACACACGACAUGAUCCGAUCAUGUUCUUUAGUGUCCUUAAACAAAUUUAUAAUUUUUGAUGAAGGUUUGGAUCCAAUUAGGAAAAUGUUGCACUUGUGUUUAUAGAUUUGCAUUGAUACGGGCAAAACCCACCCUAAAGAAGAAUUAAACUCUGAUUUCUGUAAAACUCAUCUCCGCAGAGGAGUGUAAAUGGAUCCUAAAUCCUGCUUUGGAUUCAGUAGAACUCGAGUUUAGAAACUGAGUUUGGGUUUUUUAUUGGCUUCAAAUCCCAAAAUUUAAUAAAAAAUUAAGCUGAUUUAAUUUUUCACUUCAAAUUAAAUAUGAUGCACCUGUCUCAAAUUCUUUAAGCACAUCAAGGUCCUUCUGCAGACAACUCUGGACCAGCAGGAACAUGGCUUGUUGUACCAACCAAAAGAAUCUGUUUAAAACACACACAAAAACAUAAAAAGCACUUAACCCAUCACUUAUGUCAUCAACCCGCCUAAAACAUGCGAGAUCAUCAGAUUUGUGCCUUUAUCUGCCAAGCAGGGCACCAAACUAGUGAUGUCAUUAGACAGUUUUAGCUGAUAUCUCACUUCAAAUUCACGCUUUUUUCUUACAAACUCCUCUUGGUACUGGAAACGUUUCUCAGACUGCAGGGAUGCAAACUUAUUUUUGUGUUAUGUUUCAAUCCAGGUCCUCAUGUCCCCGUCCCCCCCGCCCUCAAAGCAUUUUCUUGUGUUGUACAUAAACUAGCAGCAAAACAAAAAGGCCAGAGCAUAGAAUGAAGGAGGAAGCAUGCAGAAACAGCAGCAUACACUGUAAGAACACUGAAUUUAUUCACCGGGCAUUUUUGUAAUUAUUUUUUCUUAACGCAUCAGUUUUUGCUGUGACAUUAAAAACGGCACUACAUGUAUUGAUAAUGACGCGUGCCAAUUCUUCUGGGUUCUUCUGGAGGAAAAAAAAAA
This is a messenger RNA of Cyprinodon variegatus (sheepshead minnow), 8922 nucleotides long. RefSeq names its product cut-like homeobox 1 (gene cux1b). The record is from RefSeq and is a predicted model, not a curated record. Gene Ontology annotation, biological process: intra-Golgi vesicle-mediated transport; regulation of DNA-templated transcription. The transcript is spliced from 23 exons. Gene Ontology annotation, cellular component: Golgi membrane. Gene Ontology annotation, molecular function: DNA-binding transcription factor activity, RNA polymerase II-specific; DNA binding. NCBI's taxonomy places the organism in Eukaryota, Metazoa, Chordata, Actinopteri, Cyprinodontiformes, Cyprinodontidae. The coding region runs from base 75 to 4250 and encodes 1391 amino acids.